Molecule: messenger RNA, 7092 nt
Organism: Lodderomyces elongisporus
Lineage: Eukaryota; Fungi; Ascomycota; Pichiomycetes; Serinales; Debaryomycetaceae
Exons: 1
Coding region: 1-7092 (2363 amino acids)
Source: RefSeq, a predicted model, not a curated record
AUGAGUACAUCAGAAGGUUUUGUUUCAAAAAUUAAGAAUGCCUUUGGCGGCGAGAAAGAUUCUGAAUCCUCCCCUCACUCAACGAGUUCGACUUCAAAAGAGCAGGUUUUGAAUGAAGCUCAUAGAGAAGGCGAGAAACAUGGCGCAUCCAGUACUGCAGCAGGUACUGGAGCUACCACGGGGUCCGCGGUUGGAACAGGUGCAGCAACUAACCCAACUUCAUCUACUGGCACCCAUUCUUAUUCUCGUGCAAACACUGGCAACAAAGAGCAUGACAAUAUCUUGAAAGAGGCAUGGGAGGAAGGCCACAAAUUGUUUCACCAUCACGCAAAAACAGGUAACACUGGAGUAUAUGCCGGCGGUACCGCAGCAGCCGGUGCAGCAGCCAGCGGUGUCGGUGGUUAUGCAGCUUCAAACCAACACCACAAACCUACUAGUGAUGCCGACUACACCACUAGAGACCUGGAUGUUGUUACCAGCUCAUCAAAAGGUCGCGUUGUUACUUCUCCUCCACACGUUUCGAGAGAGCCAUUGGCCCACCAAACACCCGGAGACUAUACAAAUUCAAAGAGACCUACUGAUUCAACCGUUUUAGCUGGCAGAGAAAAUGACAAGGAUUACGAAGGUAUAGUUGGCUCGCACCAAUCGGGAACUAGACCAGAUGACACACUUUCCUCUAGCAACAAAACUACGGGAGUUGUGGAUAACACUCAUCCAAGUUAUAGUGACGAUUCAAGACCAGCCCAAGGUCAUGGCAAGUUCUUUGACCCAAAGGACACCCAGGGUGGAGUUCUUGGUGCGGCAACUGCCUCCACUGGUGCUACAAAAGCAUACAACAAGGAUCAAUUUAGAUCAAACCAUCAAGAAGCUACCAAGGCUGAAUAUGUGGACCCAGACAGUUUAAAGACCAAACCAACAGCUUAUGAGCAAAGAGAUAGAGAAAAUGCCCAAGCCGAAAAGAUUAAGGAUCAAGCUUAUGAAGUAGGUAACAGACAAGGUAAAAAAGAUAUUGAUCACGAUCCUUCUUUGUUGGGUUCCAAGCAAGUUGGUGGUAAAGGAACUACAACUCUGAAGAAUUCUGAAGACGCAGAUGCCAUCCACAGCGAAAAUAAGUCAGCUUAUAACAAAGAUGGGGUUUCCGGUGUCUUGGAGAAAGAGCAAGGCUAUUCUGGAAACAGCAACAAGCAUCAUACCGACAAGCAACACCCACUCACUAUCAAAAAGGGUGAUGAAGUUCUUGGCGGUGUUGGUGUUGCUACUGCUAAACAAGACAAUUACGACCCUGUUGCUACUGACCGCAGAAUCUCAGAUCUUGAUAAGGAAAUCAACAAAACAGAUGACAGAAUCAAGCAAUUGAGAGGAGACCCUGACAAUGCAUCAACUUAUGCCGUCCAUAACGAGUCUAUCAAGACUCCAACCUUGGCCAAUGUUGAUGACAAUGAAAGAAAUCAAUUUGGUAGUACUGGUGCUGGUGCUGGUACUGGUACUGGUGCUGGCAAUAACGCCACUAGUACUACUGCUACUACUACCAAUACUUCCGACCAUCAAAACCCAGGUGUCUUAGCUGGCGCUGGUGGUGCUAUCGCUGCUGCUGCUGGUUACUUGGGCUUUGGCAAAGCGGAUCCAGCAACUGAGCUUGAAAACAUCAAGAAGGAGGCUUACAAUGCUGGUCAUGCUCAAGGGAAGGACUUGUAUGCUGGCUUGGGAAGCGGAAACACUUCACACGCCACCACUGGUACUACAGGUACUACAGGUACUACAGGUGCUACAGGUGCUACUGGUACCAACACUAAAGAAGGUAUCAAGUCUAGUGCAUACCGCGAGGGAGCUGAACAAGGCCGUAAAGAGAAUCAAGGCCCGGGUUUAGUUGAGGAAGCCAAACAUGCGGUGGAAGGCGCUGCUGCAACUGCUGCUGGAUAUUUGGGUUACGCUACUUACACCAACCGUGGUGAUUCUUCUUCAUCAGGGGCCACUCGUGCUCAACAUGAAGGUGUUCUUAAUGAUGCUUACAAGGCUGGUCAAGAGAAAUAUCAUAAUGACAGAAAAUCUGGUUCCACCGGUGUUGCUGGUACUUCUGGCUCAACAAACCAAGAAGGUAUCAUUGGUAAAGCUGAGCAUGCUAUUGAAGGAGCAGCUGCAACUGCAGCUGGCUACUUGGGCUAUGCAACUUACACAGGUGACAACUCAAACAAGUCAACCAACGCAACUAGCGCAACUAACGCAACUAAUCCUACAAGCUCAACUACUUCUGGUACUACAGGGUACGGCGCAAACGAAGGCACUCAUCGUUCAGUUUCUGGAGAAGACGCGUCCACCGGCAAAUACCCAAAGAAUGCUAGCGCUGCGCGCCCAUCAACCACAGCAAGCACUGAAAAGCAACGUGAUGCUGGUUACAGACACCCGGAAUACAGAUCAGAUGAUUAUAACCAUUCUUCAUCUAACCAAUCUGGUGGUAUUUUAGAUAGCGCUAAAGGUGCUGUUGCUGGUGCCGCUGCUGGUGUUGCUGGUGCUGGUGCCGCUGCAGCUAACUAUGCUAAAGGUGGCUCAUCUAACCAAACUUCAGCACAAAAACACCAAGAUGUUGAAGAUUCGUUGCUUGUUGAUGCUGAAAAGGCUGACCCAUCGAUUGAAAAGCUUCCAGCCCACAAGGUGAACAGAAAGGAACUUAGAGAAGAAGAAAAGCUUGGAGCAGAUGCAACCCCUGAAGAAGAACAUAUUGUUGCUCAUAACGAAGUCUCUGAGGGAGAGCGCAGUGCUAGUGAAUGGAACAAGAAGCACGGUUUUGUUGAACCCACAAGUAGACAUCCCAAUGAAAAGCAACAAGAUGUUGCCGACUCCUUAUUAGUUGAUGCGGAGAAGGCAUACCCCGAAAUUGAGAAAUACCCAGCUCAUAAGGGUAACAAGAAGGAAUUGAAAGAGGAAACCACCCCAGGUCCAGAAGCUGGUGAAGAUGUCAAAGAGAAAGCUGCAAACACUCAGUUUAAGAAUUUGGAAGAUGAAGUUGCUGCAUACAACAAAAAACAUGGAUUCACCUCGGGUAAUCAAAAGAGUUCAUUGAUUGAAGUUGCUGAGCAAGCUGACCCUACAAUUGAAAAAUUACCAGCACACCAUGGUAAAUCAAUUCAAGAGAACCUUAGUGAUGCUCCAAAGGAUACCGGUAAUGACGUACAAGCUUUGCCUGCUGGUGCACCAACUGCAACUACUGAAGAGAUCAAGGCUAAUUUGGGUGUUGCAGGUGGUGAAGAUGCCGCAGCGAGGCACCGCACGUCCAAAGGAAGUUUAGGUUCAGAUAAGAACAAUUCAAACAGCUCAAACAGCUCAAACAGCAAAUCUGCAGUGGCGGGUGCAGCUGGUGCAACUGGUGCAGCAGGUGCAGAACAUGAAGCGAGGCACCGUGGGGGCAAGGACAGCGUAAGUUCAAGAAAAGAGAACUCAAAUAAGACUACCGAACCCAUUAUCGCAGGUACCACCAACACAUCAUCAUCAUCGUCAUCAUCAUCAUCAUCAUCAAAAUACCCAAACUCGUCUGAACCCUCUCACAAAAGAAGUGUUUCCGGUGCUGCUUAUAACACCACCAAACCAUUGAAAGAGUCGGAAAGAGGACAGGCUGGCGCCUUGGAUAGUGGGUUGCAAAAAGAGCUUUAUGAUCUCGGAUACAAGAAGGGUAAAGCUGAUUUGGUUAUCACAUCUGGUAAAGGAGACCACCCAAGUCGUGAUGCCACAGUAGGGGCUAUUGGUGCUGGUGGCGCUACUGGAGCUGCUUUGGAUCAUUCAUUAAAGAAGGAAUUAUAUGAUCACGGAUACAGAAGAGGAGCUACCGAUCACACUGUUGGGCCACAAGGUGGCAAUACUACUAGCCGCUCAUCAGACUCAAGUUUAGAUCCAACAUUAAAGCAAGCGUUGUUUGAACAUGGGCAUGCUCAGGGUAAGAAUGAUUAUGCUCAGGGCAGUCAUAGAGGAGUAUUGGGUGGUACCACCGGUGUCAGUGGCUCUUCGUAUGAUCCUCCGAACAAGUCCGAGAUUAAAGAAGAGUAUGAGAAAUUGAAGCGCGAUUUGUAUGAGCACGGAUACGCUAAAGGAAGCACAGAAAGAAAAAAGGAGAGAGAUGAGGCAGCUCGUGUUGGUACUCAUGGUUCGUCUCGCAAUGAAGCCGCCGUAGUGUUGGGUUCAGCUGGUACUCUAGGUGCUGCUGCAGGUGCUGGCGUCGGUGCUGGUACUCGUGACAUGAAACAACACACUAACGAAUAUGGUCAACCAUCUGAGCGUGCAAACAUUGAUCGUCAGUCUGAGAUUGUUGGUGAACAGACUGCUCACCAGAGAGGCGAGGACACUGAUAACAAUCUUGUUGUGGAAGUUGUUGGUAUUGAAGACAAGGAAGAAGCUUUGAGAACCGCAAGAAACGCUUCAAAGAAGUUGGAUGAAAGGGGUGUUGAUUUGACAAGUGGUAAGCUUGUUAUUGAUGCCAACAACAAGGAAAUUUACAAAGAAGAGUACAUCAGCGAAAGAGAUUAUCCUGAAAAGAAUGUUGCCCCUGCUGCUGCUGCUACUACUUCUACUACUUCUUCUUCUUCUUCUUCUGCUGUACCUGUGGGCGCUGCUGGUUCUACAUUAGGACAGACAAGAGCUGCUGGGUAUACCGAAGGUUUAGGAGACACAAAUACUAAGUAUGAAGGUGAAGGUGUAGGUCAAAAGACUCGUGUUCCCGAAACUUUAGGUCAAACAAGAACUGCUGGUUUUACUCAAGGUACUCAAGGUGUUGACACCUCUUAUGAAGGCGAUGGUGUUGGUCAACAGACUUAUGUGCCAGAAACUUUAGGUCAAACUAGAACUGCUGGUUAUACUCAAGGUACUCGAGGUGUUGACACUUCUUAUGAAGGCGACGGUGCAGGACAAAAGACAAAUAUCAAUGCUGGACAGGGUGCAUACGGAGCUACCCGUCAAACAGAUGCUGGAUUUGCCCAAGUCCACGGUCAAGGUCAACAAAGCACUAGAUAUGAAGGUGAAGGUGCUGGUCAAAGAACCAAUCUUAAUGCCGGUGCUAGCACUUUGAGUGGUCACCCUUGGGACGAAACUGAGUUGGCCAAACAGAGAUUGCAUGACGCUGCCAGAGGAAAUGCUGGAUUAUCAGCAGGGACUGAUUCCGGUCAUGGUUCCACUUUGAAUGCUGUAGGUGCCGGUGCCGGUGCUGCUGGUGCUGCUGGGCUUGCUGGUAGUCACUCUCAAGGUACCAAACCAAAGACCUCGACUUCAAAAUCUGGUAAAUCUGAGGACGAUGAGAUCUUUGUCAAUGUGAGAGGUAUCAAAGAUAAUGCGUUGGCAACAAAGCUUGCAAGAACGGCAGUGGCCAGAUUGCAGAAGACCCAUGCCUCAGUGGUGUCCAAGGUUAAGGAAUUGCAAGUUGACGCCAGCUCUGGUGUUGUGAGGGAUGAGAAUGGCAAUGAAAUUGCUCGCUAUGAGGAUUUGAUUGUUGAGGGUGCUAAAGUUAGUAGACCAUCAAGCCAAACGUCUUCACCAAAGAGGUCGGGUUCUCGUGGCCAUAGAACAAACAAGUCUGUGAGUUCUAUCGGCUCUGGGUCUGGUUCUGGUUCUGGUAUUGGUACAGGUGCAGCCACGGGUGCCGGUUUAGGUGCGAGCGGUAUUGCCGCCGCUGCUGCUAGAGAUGCGUCAGCCAAGCAUCCACAUUUGACUGAACCAACUCACCACACUCUGGCAAAUACCGGUAAAUACGACUAUGCUUCGGCUGGCCAAAACCAGAUUUCUUCUAAGCAAUACGAAUCUACUCCAGGAAAAGUGCAACCACCAUAUCCUGAGGGAGUUUCGGCUACUAGAAAUACCACUGCUGAUCCUAGAUCUACUACUGGGGGUAAUCAUGGUUUGGGUUACGAUGAAAACAAGAUUCAUUCUAGUGGCCACCCAUUAAAAGAGUCAUCCGGCUCUUCUGGCUUUGGCUCCGGUACCGGUUACUCAGGUGGAUUACCAGCUCAUUCCAACUACGAUGAUGUUCAAUAUUCAAGCUCACAUGGCCAUGCUGCUGGCUCUGCUGGAUUGCCAGGUCGCGGUCUUCACUCUAACCAGGAAAUCCCACGUUCGUCUGAGAAUACAAGUCAAGCAUCAAGAGGAUUGCCCACUCACUCCAACUAUGAUGAGAAGGAAACUGAAAUAAGGAAUGCUUAUACUGAUUCUGAAAAUAACAAAUCUCAACUGGGAGGUGGUUUGAGUGGAUUAGCCGCUAGUAUAGUUGGUGCUUCAGGCAUUGGGGGUGCAUUGGAGUCGAUGGGUGUUACUUCGAGUGGCAACACCAGCUCUUCAAAUCGAGGCGCCUCUAUCCAAGGUGAUAAGGCUGAAGCGGGUGUGAAAACUACUGAUUCUACUCAACACUUGCUGGGUUCAAAUGCUUAUCCCAAGGAUGCAGUGAGAGAAUAUUCUACUUCGUCAUCGUCAUCGACAUUGGACAACAGGAUCAAUGAUGCUACUGGUGGUCAAUAUAAGGACCAUUCAAGAGGGUCAGUUGAUUCAAGAAACAUUCCAUCUUCAUUUUCACGCGGCGAGGGUGGGCACACGAGCUUAGAUCCUGUUAAUUAUGGUACUGCCGCAAACACGAGUGAUAAUACAAAAUCACAGCAACAACAAUACACUUCUAACUCAACUUCUGGAAAUGCAUCUAACUAUGCCACAACCAACCCUGCUGCAACUACUGGUGGUGGUGGUAAAUCAAACGAUGUAUUAAAAGACCUUGAAGUUGGAUCGGGUAACACUGCAACAUCACAUAACCAAAGCCACGUUCCUAGAAAAUUCGACUCAGAUAAUUAUGAAAAUGUUACUGCUGCUGAGUACAUCAACGAUGGCGGACUUGAUGAUUCCAAAUACAAAGACAGAAAUGCUUUUGCACAACCAACAACAAAUACUGCUGCCUCUGCUGUUGGAAAUGCCGGCCAUAAUACUUCGUCUUCUGGUUUGGGAGCAAGUCAUGGAGUGCCAACAACUUCUUCAUCUACACAACCUGCUGCUACCAGUGUAGGUGGAGGAGUGGACGCAUAUGACGAAGCCAACACAUCAACAGGUUCUUACCGUAUGCCAGGCGGUUGGGACUAA